GAGGAGACAGGAAGGAGAGGCUGGAGGAGGAGGAGAGAGGGGAAGAGACUCACGGAGGAAGAGAGGAAAACACAGCAGGAUCUGGAGAGCGUCUUGCUUGGAAUAGGAAGCGGGAGCCUGCGGGGGAGAAAGCUGGAACCCGGGCAGAGGUUGCGGAACGUGUGUCGGGCAGGGGAGACCGAAGGAAAAGCGCGGUGGGCAGCAUGAAACUGAGGGCUAGUGACCGGGACUGAUUCUUCCUGCCGGCAGUGUCCUCCCAGCCUCCCCCUGCCCAGCCUGAAUCCCAUCCCACUACCCAUGUAACUCCUCUCCCAGGAUAAGCUCUGUACCCUGACACACAUUAUUCCUCUGGGUGCAACCCCCCAUCAGCUCCCUCCUUGUGAGUGCCCUCCUGCCCCUCAUCCAUCUGUCCUCUGUGCCCCCAUCUCAUCACAUUCCUUGUACAGCCACCCUUCCUUAGAGCCUGCCCUGCACCAGAUCACUCCUCUCUCUCUGCAGCCCUGCUGAUAUUGCCCAGAUCACUCCCUUGGGUGCAGCCCCCUGUCCCAUUCAGACCAGUGCCCUCCAUCAGAUCUCAUCUCCAACACACUCCAUCCUUAUUCAGAUCUGCCAGCCUCCUGCUAACACAUGCACCAUCCCUUCCCCCUAUCUCUCUAGCCAGUAGUUGUGCCCACUCUCCUGUAUUGUCACUUUGGUACUUCAUUCAGUCAUUGUGCCUCCACUUGCCCCGUGUCUUGUUUGUCUUGUAAUGUAUAUGACACCAAAGCUCUGAGCAGUUCUAUUCCUUUGCAUCCUUUUAGCUGCUUAUUGAUCUUCUGCUAUCACCCAAUAUAUUACACUCUGCUUCUGUAACUGGGAUCCUCUUUUCUUUUAAACAUUGGGGCAGGCUUCUGUAACCUCACAUUUGUUUCAUCAUCCUACUCUGUAUCCAUUCUCUGAUCACUACUUUUCUGGACAUAAUUCUGAAUGAACCUUGCAAAGUACCAGUUAGUAUUUAACCUACUGUUUCCUAAACUACACCUGGGCCUUUCUGUCCCAUAAGGACAAUAUCUUUCCUACCCCAUAUUACUACUUUACUUGCCCAGUAUCUAUAUAUAUAUAUAUAUAUAUAUAUAUAUAUAUAUAUAUAUAUAUAGGCCUGUAUCAACACUAUCUCACUGUAUAUAACCCCCACCUAUAUAUAACUGCAACCUCCUGGCCUGACAUGUAAGGCUCCCCCAAUCUGGAAGGAUGAAUUACCAGCAGCAGCUGGCCAACUCUGCGGCCAUCCGUGCAGAGAUCCAACGUUUUGAAUCGGUGCACCCUAAUAUCUACUCCAUAUAUGAGCUUCUGGAGCGUUUGGAUGAACCUGCCCUGCAGAACCAGAUCCGAGAACAUGUCAUAGCCAUAGAAGAUGCCUUUGUAAAUAGUCAGGAAUGGACACUAAGCCGAUCUGUGCCAGAACUCAAAGUGGGCAUUGUGGGGAACUUGGCCAGUGGCAAAUCUGCUCUAGUGCAUCGGUACCUGACUGGUACUUAUGUACAAGAGGAGUCCCCUGAAGAUAUGGAUGCAGGUGGGAGGUUCAAGAAGGAAAUUGUAGUAGAUGGACAGAGCUACCUUCUUCUGAUCAGGGAUGAAGGGGGACCCCCCGAAGCACAAUUUGCCAUGUGGGUGGAUGCAGUUAUCUUUGUCUUCAGCCUGGAAGAUGAGAUCAGCUUUCAGACAGUCUAUCACUACUACAGCCGCCUUGCCAACUACCGCAACACCAGCGAGAUCCCUAUGGUGCUGGUAGGCACUCAAGAUGCCAUUAGCUGCAGUAACCCCCGUGUAAUUGAUGACAGCCGGGCACGAAAGCUUUCUAAUGACCUCAAGCGAUGCACUUAUUAUGAGACCUGCGCCACCUAUGGGCUAAAUGUGGAGCGUGUUUUCCAAGAUGUGGCCCAGAAGAUUGUAGCCACCCGUAAGAAACAACAGCUUUCCAUCGGACCCUGCAAGUCCCUGCCAAACUCCCCCAGCCACACGUCUGUCUGUUCUACGCAGGUUUCGGCUGUUCACAUUAGUCAGACCAGUAAUGGUGGGGGUAGCCUAAGCGACUAUUCCUCAUCUGUCCCCUCUACACCGAGUACUAGUCAGAAGGAGCUGAGGAUCGACGUGCCCCCAGCAGCCAGCACACCCACUCCCGUGCGCAAGCAAUCAAAACGGCGCUCCAAUCUCUUCACGUCUCGCAAAGGGAGCGACCCAGACAAAGAUAAGAAAGGUCUAGAGAGCAGAGCAGACAGCAUCGGCAGCGGGCGAGCAAUACCAAUUAAACAGGGCAUGCUACUGAAAAGAAGCGGAAAGUCUCUUAACAAAGAGUGGAAGAAGAAAUACGUAACCUUGUGUGAUAACGGAGUUCUGACAUAUCAUCCCAGCUUACACGAUUACAUGCAAAAUGUCCAUGGUAAAGAGAUCGACCUCCUUAGAACUACUGUGAAGGUCCCUGGGAAAAGGCCUCCUCGAGCCACAUCCUCUUGUGCACCAGUUGCCAGCCCUAAAACCAAUGGUCUAACCAAAGAGGUCAGCGGGCUCCAGAUUUCCCCUAACACAGGGAACGUGACCAGCAGUACGUCAGUCACCCAAAUGGCCAGUGGUCCAAGUGGGAUUAGUUUAGGCUCAUUCAGCCGCAUGGAUGGGAUGCACCAGAGGUCAUACUCUGUGUCUAGCGCUGACCAGUGGAGCGAGGGAGCCGUCAUCGCCAACUCAGCCAUCAGCAGCGACACUGGCCUAGGAGACUCAGUGUGUUCCAGUCCUAGCAUCUCCAGCACUACAAGUCCCAAGCUAGAUCCGCCACCCUCGCCACACGCAAACCGCAAGAAGCACCGCCGGAAGAAAAGUACCAGUAACUUUAAGGCUGAUGGGCUGUCAAGUACUGCUGAAGCUAAACGUAAAGCAUGGAAACUUAACCGUGUUGGCAGCCUGCGAAAUGUUUACAGCAGCAACGCCAACACUGAAGAACAAGAGGAGAACUUUGAGUUUAUUAUCGUAUCCCUUACAAGUCAGAGCUGGCACUUUGAAGCUACAAGCUAUGAGGAGAGGGAUGCAUGGGUACAGGCCAUAGAGAGUCAGAUCUUGGCCAGCUUACAGUCCUGCGAAAGCAGCAAGAACAAGUCCCGGCUCACCAGCCAGAAUGAAGCUUUAGCACUACAGUCGAUCCGAAAUCUGCCAGGAAACUCGCACUGUGUGGACUGUGAUGCACAAAACCCAGAUUGGGCCAGUCUGAACCUGGGUGCCCUCAUGUGCAUUGAAUGUUCUGGGAUCCACCGUAACCUUGGUACUCACCUUUCCCGUGUCCGUUCCCUGGAUCUGGACGACUGGCCUCCAGAACUAAUUAAAGUGAUGUCAGCCAUCGGAAAUGAGCUGGCCAACAGUGUGUGGGAAGGGAGCAGCCAAGGGCAUGUAAAGCCAUGUUCGGAGAGCCCAAGAGAAGAGAAGGAACGCUGGAUACGUGCAAAGUAUGAGCAAAAGCUUUUUCUGUCACCGCUACCCUGCCGGGAUUUACCUCUGGGACAGCAGCUUCUAAGGGCCACAGCAGAGGAGGAUUUGAGAGCUGUAAUUUUGCUUCUUGCCCAUGGUUCCAGGGAGGAGGUUAAUGAGACCUGCGGGGAGGGAGACAGGCGCACAUCCCUACACCUGGCCUGUCGCAAGGGAAAUGUAGUACUCGUGCAACUGCUUAUAUGGUACGGUGUGGAUGUGAUGGCAAGGGACUUCCAUGGAAACACAGCAUUGGCGUAUGCCAAACAAGCAGUGACGUCUGAGGUGCGGGAGUUGCUUUUGCAAUAUGGUUGCCCUGACGAACAAUUUGUGCUGAUGGCCACGCCAAACCUGUCUCGGAAAAACAACCGCAACAACAACAGCAAUGCAGGGGGCAGUGGCCUGAUGCCCACCUUAAUCUGACAAGCCCCUGGUGGCGCAAACAGACUCCAGCACCGCUCAUCCCUCACAGAGCAGGGGGAGGAGUCAGGAAAGAGAUGUGGGUGGAGCUAAGGCACAAAGCACCAAGUGCAGGAGAGCCCGAGUCUUCACAACCAUUUGGGAGGGAGAAAGAAAAGGGGGAAAGGAGGGGGAGGAUGGUAGACAGAGAGCUGUCAGUUAUCUGCACAUUUCACCUCUACCCCAGCCGAACACUUAGGCUCUGCUCUCAUCUGACAAGGACUGCUCCACAUAAAUCACGUGCAGGCACUGAGUUUGUCAGGUUUGAGGCUCCAAUGAUGCUAUGUGUCAAAUCACUUGGAGCUAAUCUGUCCUCAGAGAAUGCUGGCUUCAUUACACUUGUAUAGUUGAGUUCCCUCAGCCUGUACUGCUGUUUAAUAGGACAUGAUUACUCAUCAUGUAGAAGGGAGCAUAUUAGCUGAGGAGGAAGCGCUCUCCACGCUCCGCUGAUUACAGGGAUGUGAUUGCAAUAUUCUUACAAGAAUCAUAUUAGCAGAGACAUUCUGUGUCCCAUCUUCAGACUUCUUGUCAUAAUCCCGCAGCGCUGCAAAGUGCCAGUUCCACUGAAACCACCCCAAAAAGAGAGAGAGAAAAAAAAUAUAUAUUGAUUUAUUUUAUAAGUGAAUUUUAGAAUGGAUAGAAGAACCUUAUUUUAUCUGGCAACAUUCUGCAUUGUGAUAUAUGGUUUUAGUCAUAUGCUUUUAAAGGCCAUUCCCAGUUUCAGAGGAGGAGGUUAAGAAAAGUCAACUGUCGGCCUCCUUUUUGUUAUACGUUUGUGUAACAUACCUCACCCAUCAUCUGGAGCGCAGCAGGCAAAGCUGUUUGCUACAAUGUUGUUGGCAGUCCAAAAGAAGUAGUUACAUGGUUGAGUGCUUUUAUUUAUGUUUUCCCCCCUUCCUGCUAUACAAAUACAUUGGGCUAAUUAGGAGCCUAUACUGGGCAGUGGAUUUGCAACAUAUGCAGGGAGGGUUGAUUGGCGUGCAGAGAGAAAUCCAUAUUGAUGUGCAGUGCGGCAGAUAGUAACGCUGACGAUAUUUAUGUAGCGUGGCACUUCAUUUAAAUCCUAUCCAUUUAAACCCUACAGAUCACUGUGCAUUAAUGAGCAAAAUAUGAUGCCCAGGGUAAAUUUAUAUACAAGCAUUGCCUAUGGAUUUAACUAGCAGUGCUUGCUAUAUGCUGGUUACCCUCACAGCACAUGUGUUUGCCUUGGGCUCUUGUAUCGAAGUUGGCACCAGGGGGAAAAAUGGAGAAGAAAGUGCAAAAAGUAUAUGUAUAACAAUUGUUAGAUGUCAGGGAUGUCCAACCUGCAGCCAUCAAACUCUUAUUCAAGUAAAAUUACCCCCCUGUUGUUGGGGCUUUUAUUGGGCAUCCUUGAUUUAUGUAAUUUUUCCCCUUCAGACUGACACUUGUUGAAUUGCCAGGGGCCUCUUCUAUCCAAACUCCAGUCCUGUAUGUAUUAAAGUAUAUUACUAUUACGAAGCUUGUAAACUAACGUAGAGUAAUGUAGUUUCUAAAUUGUAUAUUAAUGGGUGGGGCAUUCUACCAGUCAGGAACAUAUUCAUGUACAAAGACAUAUUUAAAUACAUAGCUCUGCACUGUAUAAAAAGGUCGAGAAGUAUACACUGCCACACAGACAACCUUUCUUUAUCCAGUCUGGGAUACGGCAUUGGCAUUCUCUGGCACUAACCCACUCAUCCCACAGAUAAUUUUUCUUUUCUCCUCCAUGUGUUACAUUGCUACACAUGGACUGGGGGUUGCCGUAUAGCUUUCUCCCACAAAGUCAUUAUUCCAUGCGCAGCAAUAUCAGCAGCAACCCUAGUGGCAAAACCAUGGUGCUGUUGCUUCUUUUGUCUAUGGGAAAUGCCUUACCUGUCGCAAUAUGGCAGAUGCCAUUUGUAUGAAUUGAGUGCAAAUAUGCCAGGCAGUAAAAUAUGCCUUAAUACCUAAAAUGAUGUGGGAGGAAACACAAUCUUUGAUUGAUGUACAUUUAAUUUUAAACUUGAAUUUGUUAGGAAAAAUGAAAGGUUUUCAGGAACAUGUAAAAGCCUCUUUGGAUGCUCCUUUACUAAAAGUUUGGGUUUAAAUAGAAAAGCACUCACCCAUAUAACAACUUCAGGUUUGUAUGUAUAUAUAACUAUGUAUACCAAGUCUAACACUGAACACUGACGCCAUAAAUGGAAUGUGUGUGACAUUUGCUCUUGUCCUGGGUUCUAUCUAUAUGUCACGGUGCAGUUUGGAACUAGUAUGAGUGAAUUUCCAAGAGUGUUUCUUCUCCAUGUAUAGAUACUUAGCUACAGGUGAGUGAAGCUGAGAGAUCCAUCUGCUUUCAGCCCAUUCACAUGAUGGCAACUGAGCGAUUCCCCUGGCUGGCCAAUGUUCAGCACUCCCCAUCUGCAGAGUGGAGUUAACUGCUCUGCAUAGAGAUAGAUUUAACCCUUUGUUAUGCACACUAAUCUUGUGAGAUUGAUGUUUUGUGAGUGAAGUUUUUUUCCUUGUCUAGAGGAGCAGGAGAAAAAAUUAGACUUUUUAAUUCCCUGCAAAAUGGAAAUAUUUAGUGGGGCCACUGGACAACGCUACAGGCAGAUAAAUAAUUUUUCAUUCCAUAGAUCAUGUGACCACUUAAUUCCCACUUAAUUCUCAUAACACGCUGGAGCAGUGUGACAGAAAGCAAACAGUAGGGCUGUGUUCAGAUCAUUCAUUGCUCCAUCUACAACCCUGGGAGACAAUGCAGGGAGAAUGCCAUUUGUAAAGGUCCAUAGGAAGAGCAGUGGAUGACAUUUUUACGGCUGGUUACCUGACUUUGAAAGGGACAUGUUAUAACCUCAUUUCAUUUCUUAAAUUCCCCUGCUUCACUUUGCACAACUACAAGAAAGCACUUCUGGGCAUAGAGGAACCAUUGUUUGAGCGCAGACAUCAGCGGGUGGUGAUGCCUUAAAAACAAGAGAAGAAGCCUCCUAGAUGUGGCUAUAGCAUUACUACCAUGAGACUGAACAGUGCAAGUUGUACACUCUAGAGUAUCUGUAACAGACCUCGGAAUGUAAUCUCCCUCAAAGACCUGCUCCACCUGCCACAAAAAUUCUAACAUUUCAGCAACCUAAAAGCUCUCGGCCGUGCAACAGCUCCACAUUUUUGUAUCUCCCUUCCCUAAAGUGAUACUUGACUCUCAGGCAGGACAAAUUGACAGCCUGUGCUCACACAGGGACAGCAAGUCAACACUACAUUGAUCAGAGUUCUGGAGCAGCUAUUUAGGAACAAACAAAAAAGAAGGAAAAACUGUUUUUCCAAAUCUAAUGUUACUUUUCCAUUCCUCAAAGCAGACUGCAACCCUCACAUCCCAAUGUCCCACCCCUAGUACUGCGUGGAGAAUAAGCCACUUGUUGCUAUACAGCCUGGAUGAUCCAGUCUCGUUAUAGAAGCAUCAGCACUGCAGCAAAAGGGAAAUCGUAUCCUGGUUUAGGAAGAGUAUGUGAUGUAUGCAACGCAUUGUUAGCACCUCUAAUAGAGUAGUGGGGAAUCCGUGGACUCACGCUUUAUAACAGGGCUCUCCAGUCCAUAGCCAGGCAUCUGCUGUGAACUCCAUCUAUCAGCGUGCUCCUUUGCUGUUCAAGGAGGUUGAGAGUUGCAGUUCAGAGCAGCUGGAGUUCCCUGCCUUAGAGCAUCCAUCCCACGUGCACACGAGGGGCACCUUUUAUUUAAUUUUCUAUCCCUUACGACCAGUUGUGGAGCCAGUCUCUGGCCCGUGCCGAUGAGUAGAGUGUAUCUUAUUUUCGAUCACUGCUCGGCUUCACCUUUAGGCCUAGGUGAAAUGAGCCGAGUGCUUGUUUUUAUUUUUUAUUUUUCGGUGUCUCUUGAUUAUGUUGUCUAAGUUAUACAGAAUUCUUUUUGUAUCGUGUCUUAUUAGAGGAUGCAAAAUGUAUGUAAAAUAAAAACCAAGAAAAAAAAACAAUUUGAAU
Xenopus tropicalis (tropical clawed frog) is the source of this 7901-nucleotide messenger RNA. RefSeq names its product ArfGAP with GTPase domain, ankyrin repeat and PH domain 1 (gene agap1). The record is from RefSeq and is a predicted model, not a curated record. Gene Ontology annotation, cellular component: cytoplasm. Lineage: Eukaryota; Metazoa; Chordata; Amphibia; Anura; Pipidae. The transcript is spliced from 20 exons. Gene Ontology annotation, molecular function: GTP binding; GTPase activator activity; GTPase activity. The coding region runs from base 1231 to 3912 and encodes 893 amino acids.